Hyla sarda is the source of this 2163-nucleotide messenger RNA. RefSeq lists its product as uncharacterized. Gene Ontology annotation, biological process: inflammatory response; cell adhesion; positive regulation of ERK1 and ERK2 cascade. The transcript has 8 exons. Gene Ontology annotation, molecular function: hyaluronic acid binding; cytokine receptor activity. Bases 477 to 1418 code for a protein of 313 amino acids. The record is from RefSeq and is a predicted model, not a curated record. Lineage: Eukaryota; Metazoa; Chordata; Amphibia; Anura; Hylidae. Gene Ontology annotation, cellular component: basolateral plasma membrane; macrophage migration inhibitory factor receptor complex; plasma membrane.
UUACAAAUCUGUUCAACUUUCUGGCACCAGUUGAUUGAAAAAAUAAAUAAAUAAAAGUUUUCCAGUGGAGUACCCCUUUAAAGGAGCACUGUGGGCUAAACAAAGGAUAGUGGAUAAGUGUCUGAUGGCCGGGGGGAGUUCGACCACUGAGACACCCACACAAAUCUGACACCAGUUCAUAAAAAAAAAAAGUUUUCCACCAGAGUUCUCCUUUUAAAUAGCCUUAGGGCACAUAACAUGAUACAGGGGCCUUGGCUUAGAUGGCAGCUCGGUUUCUGAUGACUUAGAGGGAAUAAAAUGAAGCCUAUGACACAGCUGCGGGUGCGUUCUCACGUCACAGUUCGGUAUUCAGCCCCAGGGGUGGGGGCCGGUCUGUGUCACACAAGGUUCGGCUCCUGAUCCUCCCUCUAGUGUCAGAAGGAACACGGCUCAGUCCCUCCAGUUCUCUGGGAUAGUGCGUGGAAACUGUCAGCGUGAUGCACCGAGCAUUACUUCUCUCCGUUUUUGUCUCAGUCGUCGGACUCUCGUGUUCUGCUGAUACCAUACAAGUUAUUUCGGGAGUGUUUAUGCCAAACAAUAUCACAGUGGAUUAUGAUGGAGCCAGAACAGCCUGUGCCAUGCAAAACAGCAGAAUGGCGACAUUGGCAGAGAUUACCUUGGCCUAUACAAAAGGAUACGAGAUCUGCAAAUGGGGCUGGGUAGAGGAGAAGAGGGUCGCCAUGCUUCGUCUGACGCCAUUUGAAGCCUGUUCUGGCUAUAAUCUCGGUAUUUUGAUGAGAGACUGUCCAAAUAUCAACGUUGCAUUCUGUGUGAAUAGCACAUCAGGGACUGUACGUCAGUUUUCCAUACCUAACAAUCUAGUCCCAUCAUAUGAAAACGCCAGCAAUACCUGCACGGACAAUGGUCUUAAGAUAGCUACAAAAGACCAAAUUGGACAGAGCAACAAUACUGACUAUGGGUUCGCCUGGUAUAACUGGGGGUUUGGACGGAUGAACAAUGGGAUUUUUGAAGACAAUAUCUGUACAGAUGUGUUAAGCCACGCUUCUGCCUUCUGCUAUAACCCGGCCUUAUCUGAUGUCAUUAUAAUAACUGAUGACCAAACCUGGAAGAAAAUCGCCAUCGGGUGCAUGAUUGCCUCAAUAUUUGUGAUAUUACUAUUUGCCGCUGCAUUUAUGAGAGGAAACCGGUUUAUAUGCUGCAUGGGAGAAAAGCGCACUCAUGCACCGGAGUCCCCAACAGCCCCUGUACCCACAUGGAAUACCACCAGUGUUUACCGACGCAUUAGUAAGGCCAACAAGGAUAUCAUUUACGACAACAUGGUUAUAACUGAGAAACGUCCCCCGGCGAUCCAUCCGGAGAUGAAUGUCUACAAGUCUCACUACAGUAACAUGGCGUUUGACACUACGGGAGAAGAAUGAGGACAAUACAUAGCAGUGUUCUGUAACCAGUGUGCCUCCAGCUGUUGCAAAACUACAACUCCCAGCAUGCCCGGACAGCCAAAGGCUGUCCGGGCAUGAUGGGAGUUGUAGUUUUGCAAUGGCUGGGGGCACGCUGGUUGGGAAGCACUGAUAUAUAGGAUGAUGGUGGAGACUCCAGAAUGGAUAUUAAUAGGUUAAUCCGCAUGACGUCUAAUUGAGAAAUCCACAACCAAUUACGGUAGAUAUAUCUAUAUAUCUAUAUAUAUAUAUAUAUAUAUGUUAAAUCAAUUCCCGUAACAUUUAUAUCUCCAUUUGCGGACAUUUGAAGCCCCGCCCUUGAGGAGCACAGGAAGGCCCACUUUACAGGGACACCUCUUCUUUGAGGUCUUUUUUUACAGGACAAGCCCAUAACAUUUUUGGGGGGGGAUUUUCCAUCUUGCCGGCCAGCAUUACAAUUGAAGACCCUAUUCACCUAUAGACCCCGUAGGUCUGUCCUUUAUAGUCACAGCAGAAAGACAAUUCCGGAGCGACCAUAGAGGUUCUCUCAAAAGUAGCGACUAUACCUCUGAAAGAUGGUGAAACUUGAGAGAUACGACUCACAUGUUAUAAAUUAUUAUUAUAUUAUUAUUGUUAUUAUUGUAUUGUGUUACGUAUGUGUUGUAUACAAGAUGGCCUGUAGGUGUCACUAUUACUACUGUAAUUUUACAGUCAAUUUAUAAAACUUUUACAUAUAUCCUGAGCGCCU